Molecule: messenger RNA, 5167 nt
Organism: Mugil cephalus (flathead mullet)
Lineage: Eukaryota; Metazoa; Chordata; Actinopteri; Mugiliformes; Mugilidae
Gene: doc2a
Product: double C2-like domains, alpha
Exons: 11
Coding region: 381-1706 (441 amino acids)
Cellular component (GO): membrane
Source: RefSeq, a predicted model, not a curated record
GAGAGAGAGAGAGAGAGUGGGGGGGCUAGAGAGAGAGGAGGGGGCAGUUAAUCUAAUACAUGUGUCGUGUGAUUAAAGGAAGAGCUUUAUCACUGUUGACAUUUCAGAUGAAUGUGAAGCUCAGAGAAAGGAUAUUAAACACGAGGAAAUCACACGGAAAACAGAGUGAGGGGAGAGAAAGAGUUAAAGUCCAGAUCCAUCAUAAGGAGGUAUCUCUCUCUCUCUCUCUCUCUCUCUCUCUCUCUCUCUCCUCCCCCCUACCUCUCUCGACCACUCGGCUGCUCGCCUCCUCUCUCACCACCUGUUAGUGCGGACCCCUCGUGCUCUGACAUCCACUUGUUUGUGUAGGAAUCUCCUCCACUCACACAAUCAAAGACUCUAUGACGGUGCGGAGAGGAAAGAAGCUCAGUAUCUCCAUCCAAGAACACAUGGCCAUUGACGUUUGCCCCGGCCCCAUCAGACCCAUCCGACAGAUCUCCGCCUACUUCCCUCGCCUAUCCCCUACCUCCCCCACCCCCUUGUCCCCGAACCCCACCCUGUCUCCGAACGCCGUCUCCUCCCCGCUGGCCCUCAGCCCCGGGUCCGUGGCCUCGGGGAUAGGCGGGGCACACCUCCUCUCUCCCUUGCUCGCCCAUGGCAGGCCGGGCGGCGGCGGGUCUCUGUCCCUGACCAGCAGCGUGGACACGUCGGUGGAGAUCAACAGCUCUGACAGUGACGACUGCACUGCUCUGGGAACGCUGGAGUUCGAGCUGCGAUACGAUCAGAGCUCCAGUGAGCUGCACUGCACCGUGCUGCGGGCGAAGGGUCUCAAGCCGAUGGACUUCAACGGUCUGUCCGACCCCUAUGUCAAACUACACCUGCUGCCAGGAGCCUGCAAGGCCAAUAAACUGAAAACCAAGACGAUCCGUAACUCUCUGAAUCCAGUGUGGAAUGAAACGCUCACUUACGUCGGGAUCACAGAGGAAGACAUGCACAGGAAGACCCUCAGGUUGACUGUGUGUGACGAGGACAAGUUGACUCAUAAUGAGUUAAUCGGGGAGUCCCGGGUUCCUCUGAAACGUGUAAAACCUGGCCUGACGAAACAUUUUCACACCUGCCUGGAGCAUCCGCCGCCGCUCCCGUCUCCUACCGCCAUGGGUGAAGCCCUCCGAGGAAUUUCCUGCUACUUACGAGAGUGGGAGAACGAGCAGCUGCACAGCCUGGAGGAGAGAGGUCGACUUCUCCUCUCCCUGCAGUUUUUGGAGGCUACAGACGGAGAGGCGGGAGGAGGAGGAGAAAGAGGAGGAGGAGGUGAAGGCCGCCGCAAUGGGGGCCUCUGUGUCGGCGUGAAGCGUUGCGCCCACCUGGCAGCCAUGGACGUCAAUGGAUUCUCUGACCCCUACGUUAAAAUAUACCUGAAGCCCGACAUACUGAAGAAGUCCAAACACAAAACAGCCGUGAUGAGAAAGACCCUGAAUCCCGAAUUCAACGAGGAGUUUUUCUAUGAGAUCUCUCUGUCGGAGCUGGCCAACAAGACGCUGGAGGUGACGGUGUGGGACUACGACCUGGGACGUUCCAACGACUUCAUUGGUGGAGUCUGCCUGAGCUGCCACUCGCAGGGCGAUGCCCUCCGUCACUGGAUGGACUGCCUGAAGAACAAGGGCCGCAGGGUGGAGCGGUGGCACAUCCUGACCAACGAGCUGCCACGGACCCUCAGCCACGACUAAAACCACCCCCGCGCAGGCGGUCGCUGUCAGGGAUCACAAGGUUCACCGAGAUCCUCGGCUUGCUUUUACGGGACGGACACAAAAAAAAACACUUCACCGCGGGAAUCGGCUGACUGAGAGGAGAGAGGUGUGUUAUAAUAAGAUCCACCAGGGUGUAGUCGGAGCAGCAUGGUGGUGUGCCUUCAUUAUUGAUCAGUAAGUCAUCUGGGCAAAGGACUGUUGGGUCCAUCAGCACCGUUUUCAUCACACCUGCCCCAGACUCCAUGUAAACACCUUUAGAUUGGCACGUGUUAAUUAUGAGGGAUGGAACUCACCAAAGUUAAGUAGACACUUGCAUGUUUUUUUCUCUACAGCCCUCAGAUAUGUCUUGUAAACCAUUUUUUAUCAUCUUGGCUCCCUUUCUGCUGUUUCGGGCAGAAUGGUGCCGUGACCACUGAUCGGCUGACGGCUUAUUUAUUCUUACCAGUUCAGCUCAAGUUUUGUUCAUUGGCUCGACUAUAAUCACAGUAAAUCCUGUUCUGCCAAAGCAUGCUGAGCAACAGUUGAGAGUGUAUGCAUGGACAUGUGUUGUGUUUUAACUUAAGCUCGCUACACCAGCUAUCAGUCAUCUGUUGGUGCACUGCUCACGUUUGCUGGCUGGUAAGCUAAUUAGCCAGUCACCUGUAGCAACUCUCCGUUAAUAUACAGUAGCCGAAAUACGGGCUGGUAUUCACACACAAAACAUUGGGUUAGGCAGGUUUGCUGGAGGUUAACUCCCAAAAAUAAGACCAAUUUUCUAGUAAAUUAUUAUUUCAUUUCACUCAGUCUCAUUCCUCAGUGAGGGAAGGAAUGACCAUGCCUACUCAGCAAACUACUGGACAUGUAAUGGACUUUUUUUAGUCACUGCCAUCCCUUAGCUAGCAAUUAUAAUUAUUGUUAAUAUUGAGGUGAACAUAUGAGUUGAAUGCUGAGUGUAGUUAUACCUUCAGGACCGUGAACACGUUGAGGAGGCUUCAAAGGCUAAACCAAGGUCCAGAGAUGUUUCUGUUUGCAGUGUUGAACGUAACUCAUUGGUACAGCGACACUGGAACAACACUAAACAUGAACGGGAUUCAGGAGACGGCUAAAACAAGGAUUUAACCAAGUAUUACUUGACAUCGUCUCAAAAUGCUGAAAGUACUCGACCAAUUUGAAACGUUUAGCAUUACACAAACAUUCCUGUACUAGCCAACCUGAGAAUGGUAGUUCCUGGUUGAGAGGGCUGUGCUUUCUCAGGUGUUUGGUCCCUGCUGUAGAAACACAGAUCAGAAUUUGUUGUGAAUUUUUAACCCUGGAAAUGUUCCUGAAAAUGAGUUCUUAGGAAACUAAGCAAGUUUUAGAUUUUAUGUUUUAGUGUCCUUCCUAGCUAAACUUAAUUUACAGAAACACACAAGGCAGCUUGAAAGAUGCUAACAACAGUACUACCAUUAGCUCUCCAAGCUACUAUCUGUUUGCUAGCUAGCUAGCUAGAAUGGUCACUAAAAUGACAACAAGAUCCCACAGUUAUUUCCAGAAAAGUAAAACUCUUUGAUUAUCAGAACCCGUCUUUCUGAAGCAGACUGGUUCUGAUAACUUUUCAUCAGCUACUUCUGCUGAGUUCCACCCUCAUAAUGUCAGCGCUGGGGUUUUAUUCCGUGUCAUCCAGCUCUGACUUCAUCAGGGAUGCCAGGCUAAUCAGUUUUCCCAUUUUAUUCCCUUUGGCACAUAAAGAAUAGUAAAACACUGCGCUCACUCACCACGGCUCCAAACUUGACGAUCACCAAAUGUGAAUUCAAUUGAAACGUUUUCAAAUGAUAAUAAUACAUUUUAUCUAAAGGUGCCUUUCAAAACACCCAAGGACACCUUAGAAAGUAAUACAGGGUUUAUGGGAUGAAGGAUCUGUUUAUAUGCCUGUAAUGUCAUGUGAAAGACUUGAUGCAUAUUUACUGUAACUGUGGUUUUGUGAAUGAUUACACUUCAAAGAUCAGGAGCAGACCUCUAGGGCUCAUGGGAAAUUAUAUCCCAUUCAACAACAUGGACAACACUCUAUUACAGGAGACAUUUUAAGCACAUUACGUAUCGCUGAGGCUCUUUUCCAAGGUUGGAUCUCCUAAUGCAGUUUGUUGCAGGUGUUUUUCUGUUUGUUAAAAAGAGAUGUAACAUUUGGGGGCGAUGAUCAUCUGGUCUUUAAAGGUGCUAACAGUGUGUUUCAGUGAACAGGUGUAAUGUCCAAUACUGCAACUUUACUGAGAAAUGAAACAUUCUCCAAUUAUUUUCUAUGGUCAUUUUUCAUUUCUUGACAGAACUGAAUGAACAACUUGUUUUGUGGGUGUGUCAAAACACAAUACCCAUGAGCCUUGGCUGCUACGGAGAGAAGAUUUGUGGUUGAAGUUGUUGCCAAGGUGUGCAAGCCGCAAUUGCUAAACAGAACCACAUUUGGCACCAAAUUUGAAAGUGAAUUUUAAUCUUCAGCCCUUACCGCUCAUUAUCUCACAUCUGAAGCUGUGAUCGGAUGUUCCUCACUGACACGCACCCUGCUUUUCCCUUAAAAUAAAAAUGUAAUGUACACAGAUAUUUUUCACCCUUUGCGCAUGUCCAAAAAGUGCUAUUGUGAUUGCUGUUGUGGGGCAUGUGAACUCGCCAUAUCGGAUCAUCUUAUUUAAAUGAUUUAAUUUGUUUAAACGGUUUAAUACGAAUCACUGAUGAGACAGAAUCAAAGGAAUGAAUUAAAAACAAACCAAAAGUCAUGAAGUCCUCUAGAAGUUUAAGUUUUUUUUUUCCGCUGCGAUCCUUCACAAAUGAUUGCAUUGUUUAUAUAUACAGUAUGCUGCAGUUAAUACUAUACUUUUGAGCUGUUUCAUAUUUUUUUUUUAAAUGAAUUAACUUGAAUUAACUGAAGCCUUUGGGCCUCCGUAUUAAGCUGGGUUACAUCAUUUUCCGUGGUUGUAGGUGAUCAGGAUUUUUACUGCAGGAACCAGGAGCAACUGAAAUCCCCUUUUUUUUUUGUUGUUGUUGUUGUGUUGACUUUAAAUUACCUGAAACCAGCAGCUUCAUCCACCAAACGCGAUCUGAUUUCCAACAGCCCUGACACACAGCUCAUGUUUCUAUUGCACUCCUCAGUAAGACUGUGAAAAAAAAUAAAACUAAGUGCAUCCUGUUGACUGAUGAUGAUUUGUCAGUACAAGUGGUUCUUCCUUGUUGUUGCAUGAUGCAAUAUGUUGAUAUACUUCUUUCUAUCUCUGUACUGCCUGUUUUCUAAUGUUGAAGUGAGACACGAUGAGGCGUUCAGGUAACAUUCUUCUGUUUACAGUGUUCCUGCUCAUCUUUUAUGCACGACUGAAUGUACGAAUGUGGCUUUCUAUACGAUAUCGUUGUUUACACUGAUCUUGUGCAUUACGGUCGUUCUUACAUUUCUAUCAGGUGUUUUAUGUACAACGCAACAAUAAAUUUGGAAUGCAACGCAG